AUGUCUGCUUGUGCUCUCUUCCUCCUCGCCUUACUUGCAAGCUUAAGAUCUCAUGCACAGCAACAAGAUCCUAACUACAUAUACCAUGUUUGCCCAAACACGACAACUUACUCCAAAAACAGCACAUACUCUUCCAACGUUAGAGCCCUUUUGUCCUCUCUUUCUUCCAAUAGUCUUUCUUCCCCCACCAGAUCUCACAGAACAGUUGAAGGUCAACAAAGCCCUGACUUGGUUUUUGGUCUUUUUCUUUGUCGGAGAGAUCUGUCGCGGGAGGUCUGCAAUAACUGCGUCGUCUUUGCUGCCAACGACACUCUGUAUCGAUGUCCAGAGGAGAAAACAGUCUUGAUAUGGUACGACGAGUGCAUGCUUCGAUACACUGACCAGAAUAUUUUCUCGGAAACAUCACUCCAAAACGGAACAAAUGGACUAAUCAUGUGGAACACUCAGAAUGUUUCAGAAAACCAACAAGAUCAGUUUCGUGAUGUAGUGUUCUCUUUGAUGAACAAGUGUGCAAACGAGGCUGUUAAUAGUUCAGAAAGGUUUGCGGUUAGCAAGUCCAACUUUACACCACCGAUUGAGACAAUUUAUGGAAUGGUUCAAUGCAUACCCGAUUUGUCGAAUGAGGCUUGUUUUAAUUGUCUACAACAGACCAUCCGUUUAUUACCCACUGAUAAAAUUGGGGGAAGACUUCUUAUGCCGAGUUGUAACUCAAGGUACGAGCGCUACAUAUUCUACGAAGAAACUGCUCAACCUCCUCACCCUCAGUUGGAUUCAGCUCCUCCUCCGCCUUCCCAAGGACCUGGAAAAGGCAGAAACUCCUCUGUCAUAGCAAUCGCUGUUGUUGUUCCAACCACAGUCAUUUUUCUUCUUCUCAUAUACAUUUUCUGGGCUAAAAAGAAAAAGAGAACUUAUGAGACGGAACCACUUGCUGAAGAUAGGGACGAUCUUACAACUGCAGGGUCACUUCAGUUUGAUUUUAAGGCAAUUGAGGCAGCAACUGAUAAGUUUUCUGAAACUAACAAACUUGGUCAAGGUGGAUUUGGGCAAGUCUACAAGGGUACCUUUCCUAGUGGAGUACAAGUUGCGGUGAAGAGGCUAUCAAAGACAUCAGGACAAGGUGAAAGAGAGUUCGAGAAUGAAGUUGUUGUUGUGGCAAAGCUUCAGCAUAGAAAUUUGGUAAAGCUGCUUGGUUUUUGUUUGGAAGGAGAAGAGAAGAUACUUAUCUAUGAGUUUGUGCCUAAUAAAAGCCUCGAUUACUUCCUUUUUGAUUCUACCAUGCAGAACAAGCUGGACUGGACAAUACGGUACAAAAUCAUUAAAGGAAUUGCUAGAGGGAUUCUAUAUCUCCAUCAAGAUUCACGACUCACAAUCAUCCAUCGUGAUCUCAAAGCCGGUAACAUCUUACUGGACGCUGAUAUGAACCCAAAAGUCGCAGACUUUGGAAUGGCGAGAAUUUUUGGAAUGGACCAAACAGAAGCAAAUACAAAAAGAGUAGUCGGAACCUAUGGUUACAUGUCUCCGGAAUAUGCAAUGUACGGCCAAUUCUCCAUGAAAUCAGAUGUGUACAGUUUUGGGGUCUUAGUUCUUGAGAUUAUAAGUGGCAAGAAAAACAGCAGUACCCAUCAAAUGGAUGGUACUGCUGGCAAUUUGGUUUCAUAUACAUGGAGACUAUGGAGCAAUGGAUCACCAUUAGAGCUCAUGGAUGAAUCAUUUCGAGAUAAUUAUCAAACAGGCGAAGUUAUAAAAUGCAUCCAUAUCGCUUUACUAUGUGUUCAAGAAGAAGCUGAAGAUCGUCCAACCAUGUCAGAUAUCGUCCAAAUGCUCACUACUAGCUCCAUCCCUCUCAUUGUGCCUCAACCACCUGGAUUUUUCUCCCGAAGUAAGCAUGAAAAAGUUGGAGGAGUGGAUCCAUCCAUGGAUACGUUUGCCACAGGUUCUGUGGACGAUGCUUCCAUUACUCAAGUAGCUCCUCGUUAG
Messenger RNA from Eruca vesicaria subsp. sativa (arugula), 1977 nucleotides. NCBI's taxonomy places the organism in Eukaryota, Viridiplantae, Streptophyta, Magnoliopsida, Brassicales, Brassicaceae. The record is from the annotation of a GenBank genome assembly.